AUGUUAAUAAGCUAUGAUAAUCUGCGUGCCUUAUUGAACAAUCCACAUGUGAAUAUUGAUUCGGAAUAUGCUUCAUUAACACCGAUUAAUUUCCUCGCUGAACAGAUUACGGACGACAAUUUUGGCAAUUUAUAUCGAUGUAUAACAUUGUUAGUGAGACGCUUUGCGGAUCUAAACAUCCCCGGAAGACGUGAAAUGAGUCCAAUUCUAAGCAUUUUGAAGAAUGACGAAUUGAAUGAUUCAAACAAAAAAUCGGUUGUUACAUUUUUCAUUGAACAUGCCGAUGUUGACAUCGAUACACCUAGAGAAGGUGAAGCAAGAGCCUUGAUAACGGAAUUGUUGCCAGAGUUGCAAUUACCACCGGUACGUGGUCCAGCUACUCAUUACGAUUUCAAUCGUUUGAUAGCAAGUCUUCAGAAUGAAAAUGAAACCGAAUUUUUGCAAGGACUCAACCACAUUGCAGCAAAUACGCCCGAUCAGUUGCCGCAAUUAUUUCAAGCGGUUGAUAAAGACGAAACAUUGAUGGUACGUGCGUGCAAAAAAGGAUUGGCUUCGGCUGUUGAACGAAUGCUACGUUUGGGUGCUGACAUUAACGCGUCAAGUGACAAGUAUCCAAUAAAAAGUGCAUGCAUUUUUGGCAGCUGGAAAGUGUUGGAAGUUUUACUCAAGUCUCCAAAGUUAGAUUUGAAAAAUACAGAUGCCUUACUUUCGAUUAUAGUCAAACAUAUUGGCGAUCGACAGACUCCGAAGCGUAAUUACGAAAAAUGCUUCGAAAUGCUGUUGAACCAUCAAAACAUUGAUAUCAAUCAAAAAGAUUCAAACGAUUGUUCGGCACUUCAUUACGCUGUUAAAUACAACCAGUCCAGUGCAAUUCUUGAUCUUUUAAAACAUGGUGCUUACAUUGGUGGUAAAAAUAUAUCCGAUGAUCUUCCAAUAUCAGACAUCAAUCCAAAAGUGUUUGAAACCCAUUUGGAUACCUGUAUCACAACCAAUGGAGUUCGAGCUGGAGAUGACGAUUUCGAAAUACAAUUCGAUUACACGAAUUUGGUGCCAAUGGAAAUGCGUGAAAGUAAAAAACAACGGCUGGACGUUUGUCCGAAUGAAAUGGAAACUAUUGAAUACAUGUCGAAAUCCGGUGAACUCAGGCAUCUCAUCCGGCAUCCGCUCAUUUCAAGCUUUUUAUUCUUGAAAUGGAACCGACUUGCAUUCAUUUUCUACGUAAAUUUUCUGCUGUGUUUGUUGUUUGCCGCCAGCACCGUUUCGUACAUUUUGUAUUGCUACAACGAAGAGCCACAUUCAGUGGAAAUCAAAAACAUUUUGCGAUGCAUAACAGCAGUACUGUUGAUUUAUAUGACGGUGAGAGAAAUAUCACAGUUCAUAUUUGCGCCGCGUGUUUAUUUAAGAAGUUUGGAAAACUAUUUGGAAUGGGCGCUGAUUGUACUUGUGGUUUGGAUUUUGUUUGAUCUUUGUGAAAACGAAUGGCGUCGAACUGUGGCAGCUACAAUUAUCUUGAUAAUAGCCCUAGAAAUAUUCCUUCUGGCUGGUUCACUACCGUUUUGGUCGUUCUCAACACAUUAUGUCAUGUUGAAAACCGUUACAUGGAGUUUCUUGAAGAGCUUAUCACUGUACGCUAUCAUUUUUAUAGCAUUCUCAUUGUCAUUCUUCACAUUGUUGCGCGAGCAUCCGAAGAAAGACAAUGCAGACAGCAAUCUAGUGGAAACUACAACGAAUAACGAUGGUAAUGGUGACGACGAUGAUGAAGAGUUGAAUAAAUUUAAAAAUCUCGGUUUAUCUAUGAUGAAAACACUCGUUAUGUCAACGGGAGAAUUUGAUGCGGCUAGCAUUAAUUUCCAACACAAUCCAUGGAGCUACUUCAUUUUUAUCGCUUUUCUUUUCAUCAUUUCGACGGUACUUCUUAAUUUGUUGAAUGGUUUGGCCGUUAGCGAUACUCAAGUCAUUAAAUCCGAGGCUGAAUUGACGAAUUUCAUUCGACGAUGUCAAGUACUCUCUCGAUAUGAAAAAGCAUUACUAGAUCCCAACAGUUGGUUCAGUUGCCCUGCGUUCACGAAGUACAUCAGUCGUUCCACAAUCAGUGUGUUCAAAGAUUUGAGACCAGUGUUUAAAGUCUAUGUUAAACCAAAUGCCAAUAACGAGAUAUCUACACCGGUGGAAGUGAAAAGUAGAGACAUCGUGGACGAUGAUUUGCAGACGAUUCAAUGCGAAAAUUGCUUCUCUUGCUUUGGCAAAUGUUCACAAAUGGAAAAGAAGAUAGUGAAACAUGCACUCGCCGUAUUAGAUAAAGCUAAAAUGGAGCAAAUUGAACAAAGUGAAAUUGAAGCUAAACUUGAACUCAUCACGAAUAAACUAAAUAUCCUAUUGAGCCGAUAGAAGCAAUAUUUAAGUAAUUAAUUAAGCAAUGAUGUUCAUUUUUCCCGAAUUUCAACACUUUCACUGACCAAUAUCCACAUGUCUGAAAUGGAAGAAAUAAUGAAGAAACUGCCCAAAUGAACCAUUUGCGGAGAUAUCCAGUGUACAGCGGAGCUGUGCGGAGUUCGGCGGAGAUACCGUACAUACGCUAUACGUGUAUACAAAUCUAAGUAG
Sitodiplosis mosellana (orange wheat blossom midge) is the source of this 2601-nucleotide messenger RNA. RefSeq names its product transient receptor potential cation channel protein painless-like. The transcript has 3 exons. Lineage: Eukaryota; Metazoa; Arthropoda; Insecta; Diptera; Cecidomyiidae. Gene Ontology annotation, cellular component: membrane. Gene Ontology annotation, biological process: monoatomic ion transport; transmembrane transport. The record is from RefSeq and is a predicted model, not a curated record. Gene Ontology annotation, molecular function: monoatomic ion channel activity; protein binding. The coding region runs from base 1 to 2388 and encodes 795 amino acids.